AUGGAAGGCUCUAGAAAUAAAGGAGACAGAACAAGUAAUAUUUUUAUUAGAUUACUUGUAAAUACGUAUUUUGCUAUUGAAGUGGUAAUUUUUGUGAUAAUUUCCUUAGUUAGCCAAAUAAUAUGCUGCUUUUUGUUUUUCCCUGUACUUAUAUGCAGUAGAAAAGCAAGAUUGAUAAUAUUUGGUUAUUGCCUGCGAUUUUGUAUGUAUCUUAUUAUAGUUUUGAACCCAUUUUGGAGAAUAAAAAUAAUAAGAAAACCUAAUAAGGGUUAUAGGCCAACUAAGACUCUCUUGUUUUUUAAUCAUUUGUCGUCACUCGAUCCGUGGAUUGUUAAUGCUGGCACCAUAAUUUGGAAUGUUAAAUUUGUUUUUAAAAGUUCAUUAUUUAAAGUACCAUUUGGAGGUCAGGCAUUAUAUUUGGCAGGGGAUAUUCCAGUAUAUUUUACUAAAGGAAAAGGAGGAUGGGAAGUAAGGCAAGGAGGAGUAGAAGAUAUUAUGAAAACAUGUAAAGAGUAUCAAGAUUUAAAUAUUAGCAUAGUUGUAUUCCCAGAAGGUACAAGAUCUCUUAGUGGACAACUACAAUUUUUCAAAUCCGGAUUUUUUAGAUAUGCAAUUGAAAACAAUUGUGAAAUAUUACCAUGUGCAUUACAUGGAACAGACAAUAUAUGGCCGGUUAAAUCAAAAACAGUUGAUAUAGGAACUGUGUAUCUUUCUUUUGGAGAACCUUUUUAUCCUAGUGAAAAUAUGACUGUUGAUGAACUGAAGGAAAAAACGAGAAAUGCUAUUUUUGACUUGAUCAAAGAUUUCCCAGAUUACGAUCCUGAGAGAGAUAAUUUAUCGACUGAAUUAACACGAGCAAGGGGACACGGUAUAUAA
Molecule: messenger RNA, 876 nt
Organism: Plasmodium malariae
Lineage: Eukaryota; Apicomplexa; Aconoidasida; Haemosporida; Plasmodiidae
Product: 1-acyl-sn-glycerol-3-phosphate acyltransferase, putative
Exons: 3
Coding region: 1-876 (291 amino acids)
Biological process (GO): phosphatidic acid biosynthetic process
Cellular component (GO): endoplasmic reticulum
Molecular function (GO): 1-acylglycerol-3-phosphate O-acyltransferase activity
Source: RefSeq, a predicted model, not a curated record